AUGGCGGCGGCGGGGAGCGGCGCCUCCGGCAGCAGCAUGGCACAGAAGACGUGGGAGCUGGCCAACAACAUGCAGGAGGCGCAGAGCAUCGACGAGAUCUACAAGUACGAUCGCAAACAACAGCAGGAGAUCUUGGCGGCCAAGCCCUGGACCAAAGACCACCAUUACUUCAAGUACUGCAAGAUCUCGGCGCUGGCCCUCCUGAAGAUGGUGAUGCACGCCCGGUCAGGGGGCAACCUGGAGGUGAUGGGGCUCAUGCUGGGCAAGGUGGACGGGGAAACCAUGAUCAUCAUGGACAGCUUCGCUUUGCCGGUGGAGGGCACCGAGACUCGCGUCAACGCGCAGGCAGCCGCCUAUGAGUACAUGGCUGCCUACAUCGAGAACGCAAAGCAGGUCGGGCGGCUGGAAAACGCCAUCGGCUGGUACCACAGCCACCCCGGCUACGGCUGCUGGCUCUCUGGCAUCGACGUCAGCACCCAGAUGCUCAACCAGCAAUUCCAGGAACCCUUUGUAGCAGUGGUGAUCGAUCCAACAAGAACAAUAUCUGCAGGAAAAGUCAAUCUUGGAGCAUUUAGGACAUACCCUAAGGGCUAUAAACCUCCUGAUGAAGGUCCCUCUGAAUACCAGACUAUUCCACUUAAUAAAAUAGAAGACUUUGGUGUGCACUGUAAACAGUAUUAUGCUUUAGAAGUCUCCUACUUCAAGUCAUCUCUGGAUCGUAAACUGCUGGAGCUUCUGUGGAACAAGUACUGGGUGAACACUCUGAGCUCCUCCAGCUUGCUGACGAAUGCUGACUACACCACUGGUCAGGUCUUUGAUUUGUCUGAAAAACUGGAGCAGUCAGAAGCUCAGCUUGGAAGGGGCAGUUUCAUGCUGGGUUUAGAGACUCACGAUAAGAAAUCAGAAGACAAGCUUGCAAAAGCCACAAGAGACAGCUGCAAGACCACCAUAGAAGCUAUCCACGGACUGAUGUCUCAGGUUAUUAAGGAUAAACUUUUUAAUCAAAUUAAUAUAGCUUGAAGUGCAUCACCAGGUGGUAUGGAUCUCCAAGGCAGAAGUCAUGAAUUUCUUCGCCUGGACUUGUUCAAUUUGGGAAAUGAAGCUGGAGUGGAAAAUUAUUCAUGUAAUUUGUAGUCCUUUAAUAUUCCCCACCUGUCCGACUGGUUUUAAAGGCCAGAAUGUUCUCAAGUGUAGUGCAGCCUUUUGUUCUUUAUCAUAGAACACAACCAGUUCAGAGAGUUGUUCCAAAAGAAAAUGAAAUGUCACUCACUGGCUUUUGCUCUUCAGUAUUUAUCUCCAAUGUCCAACUGCAAUAAAACCAUUUG
Indicator indicator is the source of this 1325-nucleotide messenger RNA. It is a transcript of the gene COPS5, whose product is annotated as COP9 signalosome subunit 5. Bases 1 to 1020 code for a protein of 339 amino acids. The record is from RefSeq and is a predicted model, not a curated record. Gene Ontology annotation, biological process: protein deneddylation. Gene Ontology annotation, cellular component: cytoplasm; COP9 signalosome. Lineage: Eukaryota; Metazoa; Chordata; Aves; Piciformes; Indicatoridae. Gene Ontology annotation, molecular function: deNEDDylase activity; protein binding; metallopeptidase activity. The transcript is spliced from 8 exons.